Uncinocarpus reesii 1704 is the source of this 153-nucleotide messenger RNA. RefSeq lists its product as uncharacterized. The coding region runs from base 1 to 153 and encodes 50 amino acids. NCBI's taxonomy places the organism in Eukaryota, Fungi, Ascomycota, Eurotiomycetes, Onygenales, Onygenaceae. The transcript has 2 exons. The record is from RefSeq and is a predicted model, not a curated record.
AUGAACCACAAGCUCGCUGUGGCCAUCUUGGCUUUCACUACCAUGGCAGUCAAUGCUGGUAACUUUCCAAACAAAAUGGACAAUAUCGGAAAAGGUGGUCUCGUCGUCCGCGAAGGCAAGUCAAUCCAAUGUUGUCAACAAACAACAUCCUAA